Messenger RNA from Anisakis simplex (herring worm), 972 nucleotides. The record is from the annotation of a GenBank genome assembly. Lineage: Eukaryota; Metazoa; Nematoda; Chromadorea; Rhabditida; Anisakidae.
AUCAAAGUGGUAGGAAAGGACGUGGCAUGGCUGAAAAUCGGAAAAGAUGGUCGAUUGUACGCGCUGAAUCCUCUCAAGGGGUUCUAUCAGCAUGUGAAAGGAUUCACGCCAGUCAAGAAUUCUACUGGAAAAGAGUUCCUAACCAAAGAUACGAUUUUCACGAAUGUCGGAUACACGUCAAAUGGUCAGCCGAUUUGGAAUUCAUCCGAUUCUAACCGCGUUCAAGGUGAAGUGAGUUACGAUUGGAAUGGACAGCCGUUGAAUGAUAACGCACAAAGCAAUCUUCAGCAUCCACAAGCAUCCGCUGCAGUUCGAUGCAGUGACUGUCCGGCGAUGCACUCGAAAUGGGAUUCAGACGAAGGAGUUCCACUGAGUGCGAUUGUUUUUUGUACACGACGUCGAGCAGGUGUGCCACUUAUUUUUGAAUCUUUCGGCUGGCAACAAGCAGUAUUUCAUGCGUCAACUCUACGUUUUGACUGUAAAUGCGAUGGAAAAGGUGACGAAACAAGAUUUGAUCCAAUGGGCAUGACUCGUUACAUUGGUUAUCCACUUGGCGAAUAUAUUCAACAUUGGCUAAGUUUCGAUAAAACCGCUAAAAAGGAUCCUUCAUCCAGUCAACUACCGAAAGUUUUCUUCUUGAAUCUAUUCAAAGAAAACGCCGAGAAUAAAUUUCUAUGGCCUGGAUUCGGUGAAAACAUACGUAUUCUGCAGUGGAUUGUGCAUCGCAUCAGCAAACCCGCCGAGGACACUGCUACCAAAACAUUCCUUGGCUAUGUUCCUCGUUUGAACUCAAUAAAUCUUACCGGAAUAAAAGUAGACUGGGAUGAUUUGGUCGCAACGCCGAAACCGUUUUGGGUUAAUGAACUGAGAAUUGUUCGAAAAACUUUGGACGCAAUCAUUGGAAAUUCUGACUUUCCCAAGGCGAUCAGCGACGAAUUUUUCGAAUUUGGCAAACGUCUAUCGUCGACUUGA